AUGCCGCUCAGUGCAAUCAUCAAAGCCGAACCGUGGCGUCUUUCUUGCACGGGUGCGACGCCCAAGCAAAACCACAACAACUUUCAUCUCUCGCGCGUGCCACCGGCGCCGCCGUCCCAUGUGCGCACGUCGCAGGCGAUGCAGGCCGGUCGCCCGUACACGCUCUACUCGCUCACCGUCACGUGCCCGCUCACGCACCUGCAAUGGACGACGCACAAGCGGUACCACGACUUUGUGGUGUUUCGCGAGCAGCUUCGCGCGUUCACAGCCUUCUCCAACACCAUCAUGGUGCCCGUCGUCGAGAAGCUCUUGCGGAUCAAGUUGCCGAAGAAGCAGUGGUUCCAGCGCAAGGCCCAAAGCGUCUCGGAGCGCGCGGCGCACCUGAAUGUCUUCUUGUGGAGCCUCAUGGAGAUGCGCACGGAAAUGUGCGUCUACCGGCACAAGCACCAGCUGCAAUGGCCACUCUUUGACCGCCUCCAAGCGUGCAUGGAGGCGUUCCUUGAAAUCCCCGACUGCCUCUGCGACAUGGAGCUCCGCGAAGCGCAGCAUGGAGGCGGCGACGACGACGACUGCGUCAUUUGCACCAAUGGCCUUCACGCGUCGCCGUCGGUCGAGCUGCCCUGUGGCCACGCUUUCCAUGCCGAGUGCAUUUUCGAUUGGUUUUCCCAACAGCCCACGUGCCCCCUCUGUCGCUCGGUCACCGACCGAGUCAUUGGGCUCUACGCGCCGCAGUCCAUCGCAACCAACGAAGUCUCGUUGUAG
Saprolegnia parasitica CBS 223.65 is the source of this 762-nucleotide messenger RNA. RefSeq lists its product as hypothetical. NCBI's taxonomy places the organism in Eukaryota, Oomycota, Saprolegniomycetes, Saprolegniales, Saprolegniaceae. The record is from RefSeq and is a predicted model, not a curated record. The transcript has a single exon. The coding region runs from base 1 to 762 and encodes 253 amino acids. Gene Ontology annotation, molecular function: ubiquitin protein ligase activity; phosphatidylinositol binding. Gene Ontology annotation, biological process: ubiquitin-dependent protein catabolic process.